Arabis nemorensis is the source of this 1209-nucleotide messenger RNA. The record is from the annotation of a GenBank genome assembly. Lineage: Eukaryota; Viridiplantae; Streptophyta; Magnoliopsida; Brassicales; Brassicaceae.
AUGGAGGUGGAUAAGAAGGAUGAGAGAGAGCCUGAAUCUUCGGAGCAAGUGGUGAAUCCAUGGGAAGUAUCCGCCAAAGACGGCGGGAAAAUCGACUACGAUAAGCUUAUUGACCAGUUUGGUUGCCAGAGGCUCGACGAGUCGCUGAUUGAUCGUGUUCAGAGACUGACUUCUCGUCAACCACAUGUAUUCCUCCGUCGCGGUGUCUUCUUCGCCCACAGGGAUUUCAAUGAGAUUUUGGAUGCGUAUGAGAGAGGAGACAAGUUCUAUCUCUACACUGGAAGAGGACCUUCAUCAGAAGCUUUGCAUUUGGGGCAUUUGAUUCCUUUUAUGUUUACUAAAUACUUGCAAGAAGCUUUCAAGGUACCUCUUGUUAUACAGCUUACGGAUGAUGAAAAAUGCAUGUGGAAGAACUUGACAGUGGAUGAAAGUCAAAGACUUGCCAGAGAAAAUGCGAAAGAUAUUAUUGCUUGCGGUUUCGAUAUCACAAAGACCUUCAUUUUCUCUGACUUUGACUAUGUUGGCGGUUCUUUCUAUAAAAAUAUGGUGAAGGUUGCAAAGUGUGUUACACUUAAUAAGGCUAUGGGAAUCUUUGGCUUUUCCGGUGAAGAUCAUAUUGGAAAACUCAGUUUCCCUCCUGUGCAGGCAGUUCCAUCUUUUCCUAGCUCGUUCCCACACUUGUUCCCUGGCAAGGACAAUCUCCGUUGUUUGAUUCCUUGUGCAAUUGAUCAGGAUCCAUACUUUAGAAUGACUCGAGAUGUUGCGCCGCGGUUAGGCUAUAGCAAGCCUGCUCUGAUUGAGUCCUCAUUUUUCCCUGCUCUGCAGGGAGAGAAUGGAAAAAUGUCUGCUAGUGAUCCAAAUUCCGCUAUCUAUGUGACUGAUACUGCAAAGGACAUUAAAAACAAGAUAAACAGAUAUGCGUUUAGUGGUGGACAAGACUCCAUCGAAAAGCACAGAGAACUCGGAGCAAAUCUGGAGGUAGACAUAUCAGUCAAAUAUCUGGGUUUCUUUCUAGAAGAUGAUACUGAACUCGAACACAUAAAGAAGGAAUAUGGAGAAGGAAGAAUGCUAACAGGAGAUGUAAAGAAGCGACUUACUGAAGUAUUGACAGAAAUGGUGGAGAGACACCGCAGGGCCCGAGCGGCUGUUACUGAUGAGAUGGUGGAUGCGUUCAUGGCCGUGAGACCUCUCCCAAACAUGUUCGAGUAA